Molecule: messenger RNA, 3306 nt
Organism: Ruditapes philippinarum (Manila clam)
Lineage: Eukaryota; Metazoa; Mollusca; Bivalvia; Venerida; Veneridae
Exons: 2
Coding region: 319-2616 (765 amino acids)
Source: RefSeq, a predicted model, not a curated record
AAAAAAACAACAUUACAUGACAAAUAUAGAACCUACAAAUUUCUAUUUCAUCGAAUGGAAUACUACUUUAAGCUUAUUAUAUUCUAAACAUGAACAAGGAUAUUGAUAUAUGAAAUUUAGUAUGACAACAUAAUAUGCGUUGUUAGUUACUAUACCGUAAGUCACAUGUCAAGACAUUAAGACUUGAAGUAUGUUAUAUGUAAGUAUUAGUUUUUAAAGUAUGCAUACAUUUGCCGAGGAGACACUUUACAUCCUAGUGUGCACACGGAUAUUACAGAGCUAUAUAGUGAGUGUGUAAUAAUUAAUUUAAAGGGAAGAAUGUAUGUAUAUUUAGUGUUAGACGGAAUUUGUAAAAAGACGGCACGAGUUUUUCUGGAUUUAGAGAAAUGCGUGCCGUGUGUCGGAACAUACACAGAAAGCACAGUAGAUCCCCCACUGUGGUACAAAGCUCUCGUUAUGGAUUCGAUCCUCUUCGAUUGUGACCACAAAACGGUUUACUGGAGUUUGGAGCCGUGUGACGUCAGUGGAGGCGUUAUGACAGCAGACGAAACAAUAUAUACUGAGAAAGUCAGGGCAUUUUUCAAAACCAAAGAGCAAAUGUUUAACGAGAAGAUAUGUGCCGAGCUAGACCCUUCUCAGGUUGAAAUGUUUGAAACAGCCGAAGAUGUAUACAACAGUCUGAGCCCUGAGGUAUUUGACAGAGAUGGUAAUGUACCAACUUACAAAGGUCUACUGAAAAUUGUUCACGUUUAUAUCUUACCAAACAUUAAGCUUCAACAGAAACAUGAAAUACACGUGCAUGACGCUUUAAAAACUAUCGAAAAGGAGUACGAGAAUAUCGAAAUGCUUAUCAAAAUGAAAGUACAGUUGAAGAAAAACAGCGAAGAAUCGCUGAAGAGAAAAAGACAUAGUUUAUUGAAAGAUGAUGGUUUUUGGAAUACGCCGAACAGUAAGUUAAAGGAUAAUGAAAUAGUACACCUUCUGCUGAAACACUGGGAGAAAGAUAUACGACAACUAGAGAACACCCUGUCAAUGAUGGCCGAUCAAAUAACGCCUUUAAGAAACGCAACAGACGAAACGAGUAAACAGUUACUUGCAGACAAACGUUCAGAGAGAGAUAAUGUGAACACGACGAAGGAAAGAAUAUUAAGGGCAAGGGAAGAGAUUAUCAAUGCUCUUAAGUAUAAUCCAAGACGUUUACAUGAGAAAAGCGACAAGGGGAAACGAUCAAAGCCAGUAAAACACGAAUGUUUUAGUGAAAUGUUUGAAGAAUACAAAAGAGAAUCGGUAGAGAUUGAAGAUUUAAGCUUGGAAGUCAAGCAGCAUAUAAAUAUAAAGAUAAGACUAUCAAGUGUUCGCAACGCGACAAGUUUAACAUUGACGGAGAUUCACAGUGACAAGUCAUCGUACGGGUAUAAUAGGAAGAAAGGAUCUUUGGAAGUCGAGUCUGAUUUAUUUGACGCGACAAAGAAGCCGGAAGAUUGGAUGACGUUGAACGAACAUGUUAAGGCAUAUUUGAAUACAGACCAAUCAAAUCUGAAAACAAAGCACUUGGAAUUUUGUACUAGGUUUAAAGAAAAUUGUAAAGCUCUGCAAGAAAAGGCAAAACGUGAUUUCUUUGUUAAUUUUGGGACUCUCGAGCCGGGAAGACAAACGCUUCAGCUUGGAAACAGAUUCUCAGACCAGAAGGAACAGAUGCGUUUUUCUACUAGAUGGCUUUUCGGGAGUGUUACCGAGAAAGACUGUCAAAAUCUUUGUCAACAGAUCUCCAAUCAUAUUCUCACGAUGUCUGACCAGAUAGCUCUUGAAAUUCAAGGAAAUUCUGAUAUUUUGAAUACAUUUCAUUCCAAAAUUUACAUUUGUUACGAGGAACUAGUAUCAGAGGAUCUAAUGCCAGUUAUAUGCAAAUUGUUAGAACAAAGUUACACGGCACAGUGUGAGAAGCUAUCUGCGUGGAUUGACAAAUAUUCUGAUUUAGAGCUAGACUCUAUAAAUGCCACUUUGAAAAGUCUGUUUCCGGUCAAUGCAAAUCGGGAGAGAAAUGGAAAUCAAGUUGAAGUGAAAAGACAAAAUGUAAAACGCUCCGCAAGUUUCAUGGAAUCUCUUGUUCGCACGCCAAUGAAAUUUUCAGCAACUAUCGGCCGUCAUUUGAACACCAGCUUUCGCCGAGAAAGAGGUGCCUGCAGCGAUCCUAUUCCCGAAUCUACGUCAGUUGAACUAAGCAAACGUUUGAAGUCAACUUUUGAAGACUUUUAUGCAAAAUUGAAAGAAGAAGACGAAGCUGUUUCUAUUUUUAGUAAGUUACGUAAUCUUACCAGAGCAGUCCAGUCAGCACAAGGGACAUUUUCAGAACUAUGUCAUAAGAACGGACAGGGCAGUGAAAUGUGUGCAGACGACAUUUUGGAUAUUCUUAUACUUCUGAUAUGCAGACUAGAUCGGAACAGCUUACUGAAACUGUACGCACACGUGAAUUUGAUUUAUCAUCUGAGCCCGUACUUUUUACAGGGAAGUAUUAACGAAUACUCAAUUGUAACUCUAACAGGAGCGUUUCAACACUUGUUUGAAAGGCAAGAGAUGCAUGUAGGUUUAGAUUCAAACUCCAUUAAAUCGCGUUAAUCGUUUAAAAGAGAUGAUUCUUGCUAAGUUUAAAUGUUUAGAGCUCGUGAAAAAAGAGGCCAAAGUACCAAGCAAGUGAUAAAUAAAGUCAAGAAAUAAAAAAUGUUGAAAUAAAAUUUUCAUCCGUUGUGAUAACCAUUUAAAAAUGUAUUUAUAUCAUUGACAAUUAUAAGCUGGAACAACGGGCAUAUAGCACAUGUAAUAUUUUCAUUAAUGCCCAUUUAUCCGGUAACUUAUUAAACCCUUAAUAAAUUACGGGUCCGAGGGCAACCUAACCUUUAAAAAUUCACGCGCUGCAUGAAAUUAUUUUGGUGGCAAUUCAGCUGACCCUGAAGUUUAGGAACAGCCGGGUUGGACAGUCAGUGUUACAUUUCUUUGGAUAGAACACAAUAUAAUUAUUUAUGUUUUUUUUUUCUAUUGAACGUUAAACCUCUGAAAUACAAGAUACUUUCAUUAAAGGGAAUUUUGGCAAUGGACAUACCAUAUCUUACCCAAUGAUGUAUUUUAAAUUACAGAUAAAAUAGAAUAUAUUUAAUACACAUACCAAAACUAUAGUCGUACAGGAAGAUAUAAUGUUCAACUUCCUACUUUUAAAAGAGAACAACAAUACAUAUAGUUUACCUAAAGCUGUACUACUUUGAAAAGGCAUUGUUAGGCAAAAGUAUCGAGGAAGUAAAUAUUCGGAAUACA